Messenger RNA from Neohortaea acidophila, 1705 nucleotides. RefSeq lists its product as uncharacterized. Bases 266 to 1450 code for a protein of 394 amino acids. The transcript has a single exon. NCBI's taxonomy places the organism in Eukaryota, Fungi, Ascomycota, Dothideomycetes, Mycosphaerellales, Teratosphaeriaceae. The record is from RefSeq and is a predicted model, not a curated record.
CAUGCACCUCCGCCUCCGUCUCCAUCCUCCCUAAAAAGACUGCAUGCUUGCCUCGAGCUCACCGUCCCCUCCGCCUCCAUCCUCCUCAUCUCUUGUCCCUCCCGAACAACCAAGGCGGCAGACCAUGUGGUCGCUCCGCCGGCCUCGCUUAGCAACGUGUGGUGGAAUUUAACGGCGUCAACAACCACGCCUUGUGCCCCCUCACUUCACCACAGCCAACUCCACAUCCCUCUCCACCCCAUCUUCGCCGACAACACCGCGCGAAAUGGAAGAAGCUCGCCAGCCUCACGGAAGGGAAGGCGGAGAACCUAGCAUCGUCGUCGAUCAUGCUGCAACAGAGGAUGACGCAGUGCGCGCCCUGGCCGACAUGUCACUCAGUGGGCGGCGACCAGAGCAAACGCGAAGCAUCACCGACCCGAGCCCGGUCUUGCUGUCACGAGCCUGGUCGAAAGGCAAGGACACCCGCGACCGACCCGGCAGCAGCGGCGGAAGUAGCACCGCCAGCAGUCGGAGCGGCCACUCUCGCAAUCGCUCGCCCUUCUCUCGCAGCCACUUGCGCACCCGGAGCACCAGCGGUUCGUCGCUCGCUGCUCCUCCCAUGACGCGAGCCCACUCCAUGCCCAAUCCCAACACCCCGCGUCAGUUGGACUCGUUCGCCCCGACACCAAUCUCUGGCAGUCUCUCACCGAGUCCCCUACGCUCCUCGGCUCGAGCCGGGAGUCCCUUCAAAUUCGAGGAUGGCGGCUUCAACACCUCCUCGCGCUCGCCGAGCUGGCUCGACAUGAGCAGCGACAGCGCGUGGACCAACGGCAUCGGCAUUGCAGCAAUACAAGAAGACAGCGAGUUGGACCUCACUCCACGCCCCGUCCUGCAACACCCCCACUCCUCCUCGGCCUUUGCAUCCUUUUCCUUCUCCCGCUCCAGCUCUCAACGCGGCAGCCGACGCCCCGCCUCACCCCUCCAUAGCUUCUCCAACGCGCCUCCAACCACCGACCACCACCAGCCGACCUUUCAACUAUCGCACACCCCGCGUUCCGGCUCCAGCUCCCCCACCCUCAACCCCCAACGCUACAACGAAGCAUACCCACAAUCCCUGCACCACUACGCGAGCACCUCCUCCUUCUCCUCCUUCAGCAUGCCCUCCACCCCGACCUCCAUGCGCAGCCGUUCGCCCUCCAUCUCCUCCUUGGAGACGAUCGAGGACGCGCCGGAGAUGGAAAGCGUGGCCGAGGCGGAGGUGAUGGAGCGCUUGAAACUCGUCAUCGAGAGCGAGAGCGACGGGGAGAAUGAUGCGGGCAAUGGAGGAGUGAGGAGGCGAAGUCUGGAUGUUGGUCGCGGUGGACGGCGGACAGGGUUAGGAUUGGGAUUGAGUGGGGAGAAAAAACGGUGGAGUAUCUGUGGGGGCGAAAGGAGGGGAGAUCUAGACCUGGAGACGAUCUGGGAGGAUUGAUGCGUGGUGACUGGCUUCCGCUGAGGCCGAACGCGUCGAAUGAAGCACACACGUCUUCGACGAGACGUACGAGUCUAUGAGAGCAUUUCUUUUUCGGCGUUCAUGGGAUCGACGCGGCGGGCGAAGGACGAGGGAGGGCCUGAUGAUUUUUCUACGAUACCCAACGCGCGUUGAUGAUACCGAGAGCGGCGGACUCGUGUUUUUAGUGGAAGACCUGAGAUACCUUCGACACAACGAAAUGAGUAUGAUUUUGAA